CUCCAUCCCAUCGCCUUAAGGAGCUAGGAGAUGAAGAAAACAUUGUAUUACCUUUGAAAGCUCCAUCUGUGCUGUGAGGAAGAAGGUAGAGAGGUGGGAGGAGAAGGAGGGAGAGAAGUGCCUGCUUUCCUGUGAGAUCACACAAGUACUGCUUGCAUUGCUGUCAUCACAUGUGAGGAGCAGGGAGGGGAUGAAGAGGUGAUCAAUGUGUCUUCUGGAACUUGGAGCCCCAUCUUCCUGUACCUCUAUGUGGACCCUGAGAUAAGGACAAUCCAGGACUCAUCUCUCCCAAUCUUGGCACAAGGAGCUGGACUGAUCCUGACUCCUAAACCUACAAAGAGACACUCUUGGCUACUUUCCUGUGCUGAUGAACUAGAAGGACCAGCGUUGCUUAGACUUACCUGCUCACUCUUCUUCUUCUCCAGCGUUGUGUGAAGCUUCUCUGCUCGGUGAUGUUAGCUCUAGGGCAGAUGGAUGGCACCAGGCAGAGCGCUUUCCUCCUCAGCAGCCCUCCCUUGGCAGCUCUACAUAGCAUGGCAGAGAUGAAGACUCCUCUGUACCCAGCCUAUGCUCUGCAAGGACAGCCCUGUUCUUCCUCUGCUUCCUCCUCAUCCCCGUCUUCUUCUUUAUCCUCCUCACCUUCUCCUCCACUGGGAUCGCCAACUCAGGGCUCCCUCAAGCAUUUAUCCUCCUCACCAGGAGGCCUGUCCUCUCUGGGCACCCCACCACCCCAUAUCUCAAUAGCUACCCCCCAUGGAAUCCAGGACAUCCUGAGCCGCCCAAUCAUGCACUGUCUGCCCUCUCUAGCAGGGGCAACCCUGACCCCCAGCACUUCUGUUUCCCAAGCUACUGUGGCCUCUACCUCCUCUACUGCUGGCCUCCUGGCAGGGCUACCCCGCUUUAGCAGCCUAAGCCCUCCUCCACCACCCCAUCCUGGACUUUACUUCAGCCCCAGUGCAGUCGCUGUGGCCCGUUACCCCAAACCUCUGUCUGAACUGCAAGGCAGGACCCCAAUCUUCUGGCCGGGGAUGAUGCAGAGCCCACCAUGGAGAGAUGCCAGGCUGGCAUGUGGACCCCAUCAAGGUUCGGUGCUGCUGGAUAAGGAUGGCAAAAGAAAACACACGAGGCCCACAUUUUCCGGCCAGCAGAUUUUCGCCCUGGAAAAGACUUUUGAGCAGACGAAAUACUUAGCUGGACCAGAGAGGGCCAGGCUGGCAUAUUCCCUGGGCAUGACAGAGAGUCAGGUCAAGGUAUGGUUCCAGAACAGGAGGACCAAGUGGCGCAAGAAGCACGCAGCAGAGAUGGCCACAGCCAAGAAGAAGCAGGACACCGAGACCGAGAGGCUGAAAGGAGCUUCAGAAAACGAGGAUGAGGAUGACGACUACAACAAGCCCCUUGAUCCUAACUCAGACGACGAGAAGAUCACCCAGCUCCUGAAGAAACACAAGUCAAACAGCUCAUUGCUCCAUCAACAGUCAGAGAAUGACAGCUCAUCUUAGAGGACUUCAGAGCCCACUAGCUUGGGGGACAAUAGACAUGAAAUGGAUGCGACAGUCUCAGAACCUUCUCUGACCACCUUGUCCUUCCAUGAUCAGCACUGCACCUGUAGCCAGGGCGAAAUAAGGCUUUUUUUUAUUUUGUGAGAUGUAUAUAUAUUUUUCUAAACUCUAAAUGAAGGGACAGACUUCUGUAGCAUUACGCUUUAUCACACACCUACAAGCAAGUUACAUACAGCUGAAUUUUUUUCCCCCUUUUGCCCAGCUGAUCACCUCUGGAGGGAACAAACAGUCCCUGAAUCUAUGUCCAGACUGCUCAGGAAUUGGCAGUCCUAGCAAAGGAUUCACUAAAUCAACUCGUUUGAAGGCUCUUGUAAAUAAAUAGUGAGUCACUCUGACCAGAGGUUACUCCACUGUGAAUGUUCUAAUGUAAAGUAACUGUCUUUUGUGUUAAAAAAAAUGCAAAGAGGGAUAAAGGUAGGGGGGCAUGUGAUCCCCUCUUCCACAUCUGUUACUUUCCACCCACCCUGACUCUUUAGUGUCCAGUAAGUUCAAAUCUGCUCAUUGCAUAGCAUCUCUACACCCCCCCCCCACCCAUCCCCUCCCUCCAUCAAUCAGUUACUUUUUAUUUGGUUACACAGUCCUUGGUAUUUAUUACUAAUAAAGUAUAUAUUUGAGCAUAGAGUGCUAUUCAAACAAUUCCACUGACUCUAAUGCAAUCGAUCAAUGCUACUACUUGCAGGGGGUUCAACCCACACUAGAACCUAUAUUGCAAUACAAAACUUUUUUUUUUUUUUUUGUAUGAUAAAUUUACUAUAGGAUAUGUAAAUUGCAUUCUUUUUAAGCUAUAGCUACAGCUACACUGAUAUAUUGGCAUCUUAAAGGCUAUUAAUUUAUAUAAAAACGUGUUCCAGUUUUGAGAAACGUGAAAAAAAAGACUCAUAAAUAUAAUGCACUUUUUGUUAAUGAAAAAAUAAAAUAAAAAAUGUUCGAGGUGACUAAGUGGUAAAGCCAGCCACCUAAAAUAAGGAACUCUAAUAAUAUGGUCUCGUAAGAGAUCUAAUAAAACUGUUUAAAAGGACAGUAUUUCUUUUUACAUUUUGUUUGAUUUUGUUUUUUAUUUCAGCACUUUCGUUUUUUUUUGUCUGUAUAUGUUUAUUAUCUUCAGUAAAACACUUGUUCUAUUGAUUUCAAUUUAGAUUUGUAUGGAUAAUGACACUUAUGUUUCUUGUCAUUGUGUUUUUAUAACACACAAAUUCACGUGGUAUACAAAAAAUAAAUAUAAUGACACACUUCA
Molecule: messenger RNA, 2793 nt
Organism: Rana temporaria (common frog)
Lineage: Eukaryota; Metazoa; Chordata; Amphibia; Anura; Ranidae
Gene: NKX6-1
Product: NK6 homeobox 1
Exons: 3
Coding region: 453-1499 (348 amino acids)
Biological process (GO): cell differentiation; regulation of transcription by RNA polymerase II
Cellular component (GO): nucleus
Molecular function (GO): RNA polymerase II cis-regulatory region sequence-specific DNA binding; DNA-binding transcription factor activity, RNA polymerase II-specific
Source: RefSeq, a predicted model, not a curated record